This is a messenger RNA of Prunus armeniaca (apricot), 417 nucleotides long. The record is from the annotation of a GenBank genome assembly. Lineage: Eukaryota; Viridiplantae; Streptophyta; Magnoliopsida; Rosales; Rosaceae.
AUGCUAGGUGUGCUCCUUCAACUUAAGCAGGGAGCUGGAACGACAUCUCUAUUUGACACACACCACCAAACUGUUGUGAUACUUAUUGUUGCUCUAGUCGUUUAUGGAGGGUCAUUAAUUGGCUCUACAUAUACUCCCCCUGAAUUUGUAAAAUUCGUGAACGCGCUUAGCCUCAGUUUUGGAGCUCUUACCAUCAUUUUGGAAUUGAUGAUCCUUGUCCCAAAUUUAGGGUCAGCUGCCCUCCUCGUCUGGCUCUUUUGCGUUGUGAGCUUUGUAGCUAUUUACUUGUACCGAAACGUCAAAGAAUUGUCUAAGACUAGUGCAGAAUUGUUUAAGAGAGCAGUUGGAGGAAUUGUUGGCGCUUGUCAAAAUUUGAUAAAUUAUCUGAAGAACAAGAUCAGUCCCAACGAGGAGUAA